This is a messenger RNA of Tuber aestivum (summer truffle), 688 nucleotides long. NCBI's taxonomy places the organism in Eukaryota, Fungi, Ascomycota, Pezizomycetes, Pezizales, Tuberaceae. The record is from the annotation of a GenBank genome assembly.
AUGACACCAAAGAAGGAAAAGAAAAAAAACUCCUCCACCCCGGCAAAGGGGAAGGGUGCUGCAGACGCCACUCCGGGAAAGGAGAAGGUUACUGCAAACACUACUCCGGUAAAGGAGAAGGUUACUGCAAACACUACUCCGGUAAAGGAGAAGGUUACUGCAAACACUACUCCGGCAAAGGAGAAGGUUACUACAAACACCACUCCGGCAAAGGAGAAAGUUACUGCAAACGCCACUCCAGCGAAGGAGAAAGUUACUUCAAACGCCACUUCAACCAAUUCCCCAGGCUCAUCUCGUGGUCAAACGUCCACCUGGAGGGAGCCUGAAAGCGCUAAGCCCUGGUCUUGCUGUAAAUGUCGUACAUUCAACAAGACCUCGUGGGGCCUGAUUGAGUACCAGUUCUGCAAAGAGUGCGGUAAGGCAAGAUGCGAAGGGUGUUAUACUUCCUGGCUCUGUUUCCCGUGUGGGGCUCUGAAUAGUCUUAGUGAAUGCCGGUUUGUGAAUGAUGGAAAGUGCGUCAAUUGCGGCCAUCCUGGUUGUGAGCAGGGGUGCCGGUGUAACCAGCCUGGUAGGGGGCUUUAACUGAGAAUUUUUGGAUAUCCAUUUCGAUGCCGGUGGGUGGAAUAACAGACAUCUCUUCGGAGCUCAAGCAGCUGUGUUGUCGGAAUGGGUCGUGGAGAGUGUGUAG